AUGCCGCUGGGGAGCGCGGGUCAGCCUGGAACGCUGGUCCAGGAUGCGCGCGCCCCCUUCCGCUCCCACAGUGCGGUCUGCGCGCCUGACCCGAGCCGGAGAAGACUGUGCCCAGAGAGCCUCGCAGUGGCCCCAGCCCUCCCUGGGGCGGGGGAGGCCGUCGGUAGCCCGGGCCCGGAGGUACUGGCGUGCAACAAGCAUCCCAGGAUCAGCGCCGCCGAGUUUCUGCGGCCCCGCACAGGAUGCUUGUCUUGCAUCCAUGAGGGUCAAGCAGCUUAUGAGACCUUCAGCCGAUGUGCUGGGGUCCACUUCGUGUGCGCCUGCUGGCCUCUGGCUCCCUGCCUCUGGGUCACGCGCGUCACUCCUCUGGUCGGGGCUAACCUUCAGAUGUCAGCGGAGGGGCGGGGGUGUGCUGCCGGGGCCCGGCUCCUGGUGGCUCCCCUGGGCCGAGGUGAGCGCCGUCCAGCCUCUGAUGACCGCAUGGCCCCUCUGGGUUUGGCUGACAGGCCCGUGGACCCCGCUCAGCCUCCUCUCCGCAGCCUUCCCCGCAGCAGGUCCCUCUUGCCUGGCAGCUGCUUCAGUGUGGCUGCCCAGCCGGGUUCUCAGUCACCUCUGGAGCCUGUCAGCACGUGA
Messenger RNA from Rangifer tarandus platyrhynchus (Svalbard reindeer), 633 nucleotides. The record is from the annotation of a GenBank genome assembly. Lineage: Eukaryota; Metazoa; Chordata; Mammalia; Artiodactyla; Cervidae.